This is a messenger RNA of Histoplasma capsulatum G186AR, 1304 nucleotides long. RefSeq names its product mitochondrial import inner membrane translocase subunit tim22. Gene Ontology annotation, molecular function: transmembrane protein transporter activity. The transcript is spliced from 3 exons. Bases 319 to 870 code for a protein of 183 amino acids. Gene Ontology annotation, biological process: protein insertion into mitochondrial inner membrane. The record is from RefSeq and is a predicted model, not a curated record. Gene Ontology annotation, cellular component: TIM22 mitochondrial import inner membrane insertion complex. Lineage: Eukaryota; Fungi; Ascomycota; Eurotiomycetes; Onygenales; Ajellomycetaceae.
GAAAAAGAAGAGAAAUAUACUAUAGAUAUAUUCCCUUUGCGAUCCCUCCAUAUUCCACACAUCUGGUACUUAUAUUAUUAUAAACCCCCCAAUCGCAGCCGUUCCUCAUUCCAGCUAUUCCGCGAGGAAGCUACAUACAGCGACAAAAACACAAGAAGGAAAAGCAAGAAAUCCGAGGAACCCACCUGUCUCGUGCCCUGAAACUCUCUACCCAAGGAUACUACCUGCGCGCUGCUACCAAAAUAUUCGAUACGCCUGCCACGGUGGGAGGACACCUCAGUCCGAACCCGGUACAUAUACACAGAUAGGCCACGCAAGAUGAGUUUCCCAGGCCUCGGCGGGGGAACCUCCGCAGCUGCGUCAUCAGUGGCAGCAGGGAUGGGAAUUGGAGGAGCCAGUACAGCGGGAAUGAGUGAUCAGGAGGCGGCGAUGGUGAAGACUAUCCAAGCAGCAAUGGAAUCCUGUCCCGUCAAAUCCGUCAUGGCGGGCGGAAUGGGCUUCGCGCUCGGGGGUGCCUUUGGUUUAUUCAUGAGCAGUAUGUCCUACGACACUCCCUUGACCCCUCAAGGCCGUGAACUCUCAUCGCUCCCCGUCCGCGAACAGCUCCGCCGCGGCUUCAAAGACAUGGGCAGCCGCUCGUACAGCUCCGCAAAGAAUUUUGCCCUUGUUGGCGCCAUGUUCAGCGGGACGGAAUGCUGCAUUGAAGGGUUGCGUGCGAAGAAUGACCUGGCGAAUGGCAUUGCGGCCGGGUGUAUUACGGGGGGAGUAUUAGGGGCCAAAGCAGGCCCUCAGGCGGCGAUGUUGGGGUGUGCUGGGUUCGCGGCGUUCAGUGCGGCGAUUGAUGCGUGGAUGAGGCAGCCGUCGGAUUGAGGGAAGAGGCGGGUAUGCAGGGGAGACAUUGAUAUUUCAUUUAUUUUCGUUCUCUCUUUCGGGCGUUUUGUUUGGGCGGGAUAUAGAGAUACGGCUUUUUUUUCCUUCUCUUGCUUUGCGUUGAUAGAUAAUUUUUGCUGGCUACUGGUGGGCGCAUUUACUGGCGUUCUUUUUUAGUUUGCUUUUCCGCGAUUUUUGGUAGGAUUUCCUGGGUCCAUGGUUCUUGAAUGAUCGGGGGAACCUUGGAAAGAUGGAGAGAUCCCGAGAUCCAGUUUGUGGCACUGACAUGAGAAAGAUCUCGACUCCCAGAUAUUGAUGGAUGUCCGGAGAUGGAGAUGGAGGAAGGUGGCUUCUAGCUGUAUCUACGUACGCGUGUAUGAUAGGAGAGUCGAACGAUUCGCAAAAUACAAGAGAGGAAGCAUAUUGGAACAUCG